Capsella rubella is the source of this 1152-nucleotide messenger RNA. Its product is annotated as putative F-box protein At5g15660. The coding region runs from base 1 to 1152 and encodes 383 amino acids. NCBI's taxonomy places the organism in Eukaryota, Viridiplantae, Streptophyta, Magnoliopsida, Brassicales, Brassicaceae. Gene Ontology annotation, molecular function: protein binding. The record is from RefSeq and is a predicted model, not a curated record. The transcript has a single exon.
AUGGAGAAGAAUCAGCGUGAAAAUAAAGUGAUGAAAACCUCUGACUCAAUUCCUCAUGACUUGCUGUUCGAGAUACUAUUGAGAUUGCCUGUGAAGUCCGUGACAAGAUUCAUCAGCGUAUCAAAUCUAUUUGCAAGUAUCAUCCGCAGUCAAGGUUUCAUGAAAUCGUUCUCGUUACGAUCUUCGAAGCAGAAACAAUGUCUUCUUUUAGCUUACGAUGGAGUAGAUGAAGAGAAAGUAGACAAGAAUUGGUUCUUCAUCUCCUCAUCAGAGAAAUCAUCAUCACCAGUUAUGCUAUCUCGUAUGGCUUGCCUUCACGCACCUGAACUUAGUCGUUACACUCCACCUAGAGUUAGUUGCGUCCAUGGUUUGUUAAGUUUUGUCUACGGUGAAGAACAAAUCAUAAUUAAUCCAAGCAAUGGUAAAUACAUAACCCUACGCUCAGUCAAAUCCAGAAGAAAAGUUCUCAAAAGGUUCUUUGGAUACGAUCCUGUUGAUGGCCAACAUAAAGUAUUGUGCUUGACCGAACCAAUGUUUGGUAGCGGUACGCGAGUUGCAGCUAGUGGUCAAUGUCAAGUGCUUACACUGGAGUCAUCUCUUAAAAACUUGUGGAGACAAAUAAAGUGUAGCAUUCCUCACCGGCCUCAAUCUGAAGGUCUUUGUACCAAUGGGGUUUUGUAUUAUUAUGCUCACAUGGGUAAAGAAUUUAUGGAACCAAGCUUAGUGAGAUUCGACGUGAGAUCUGAAACUUUUGAAUUUCUCACUAAAUUACCUGUGGAGAUUCAAAACAGUCUUAAAUCUUCAAACUUGAUCAGCUACAAAGGGAACGUAGCCUCAGCCACUUCAAGGUCGCACUAUUCAUAUGAUCUGUGGCUUUUGGAGGAUUUCAAGAAACAGCAAUGGAUCAAGGUAAAUUUAUCUGCUAGUCCUAAUACAACCAAACGGUAUAGUCCUAUAGACCUUAGAGGCAUUGCUCACACGGGUGAGGUUAUAUAUGCAUCACUUUACCUGGAUAAUUUUUAUUUAAUCAUUCACGACCGUGACACGAAUGUUUUUAAAGUUGUUGACAUUAUUGUAAACUCAUAUAAGUCUGUAGGAUUUGCUGGGGUAGUUUGUUUUAUAGAUUUUGUAGAGAGUGUUAUGUUUUCAUAA